Molecule: messenger RNA, 1683 nt
Organism: Hyaena hyaena (striped hyena)
Lineage: Eukaryota; Metazoa; Chordata; Mammalia; Carnivora; Hyaenidae
Product: zinc finger CCHC domain-containing protein 2-like
Exons: 5
Coding region: 339-1682 (447 amino acids)
Molecular function (GO): phosphatidylinositol binding
Source: RefSeq, a predicted model, not a curated record
AGGCGCCGCCGCCCCAGCCCAGUGCGGACGACGAGGGAGAGGGAGGAGGAAGGAGAACACACUCGCUUGCUGGCUCUCACCCGCACGCAGGCUCCUGGAGCCGGCGCGGAGCCCAGGGGGAGGAGCCGCUGCGGGCACGCCCCGCCUCCGGCCCGGGAACACGACGCCGGCGACCUCCCCGGCCGCGACCCGCCCCCGGCCCCGGCCCUGGCCCUCCCCCGGCGGCAUGGAGGGGCCCCGCUCUUGACGGCAGCGCCGCCGCCUCGGCCCCCGCCCCCCCUCCCGGCCCCGCCCGCCUGCCCGCCCCCGCUCGCAUGUCCGCGCCGCCUUAGCCGAGGAUGCUGAGGAUGAAGCUGCCGCUGAAGCCGACGCACCCCGUGGAGCCGCCGCCCGAGGCGGAAGAGCCCGAGGCAGACGCACGGCCGGGCGCUAAGGCGCCGCCGCGCCGCCGCCGGGACUGCCGCCCCCCGCCGCCGCCCCCCGCGGGCCCCCCGCGGGGCCCCCCGCCGCCGCCGCCGCCGCCGUCCCCGCCGCCGCCCCGGGGGCUCGGGCCGCCUGUUGCUGGCGGAGCGGCGGUGGGGGCGGGCAUGCCGGGCGGCGGCGGCGGCGGCGGCGGGCCCGCGGCGGCGCUGCGCGAGCAGGAGCGGGUGUACGAGUGGUUUGGGCUGGUGCUGGGCUCGGCGCAGCGCCUGGAGUUCAUGUGCGGGCUGCUGGACCUGUGUAACCCGCUGGAGCUGCGCUUCCUCGGCUCGUGCCUGGAGGACCUGGCGCGCAAGGACUACCACUACCUGCGCGACUCGGAGGCCAAGGCCAACGGCCUGUCGGACCCCGGGCCGCUGGCCGACUUCCGAGAGCCCGCCGUGCGCUCGCGCCUCAUCGUCUACCUGGCGCUGCUGGGCUCGGAGAACCGCGAGGCCGCCGGCCGCCUGCACCGCCUCCUGCCCCAGGUGGACUCGGUGCUCAAGAGUCUGCGAGCCGUUCGGGGCGAGGGUUCGCGGGGCGGCGCGGAGGACGAGCCCGGCGAGCGCGGGGAGGACGGCGAAGGCGAGGAGGACGCCGAGAAGGACGGUUCCGGCCCGGAAGGCAGCGGCGCCGAGCCCCGGCCCGGCGGCGGGCUGGGCUCCAGGGCGCAGGAGGAGCUGCUGCUGCUCUUCACCAUGGCCUCGCUGCACCCGGCGUUCUCCUUCCACCAGCGGGUCACCCUCAGGGAGCACCUGGAGAGGCUCCGCAGCGCGCUCCGCGGGGGGCCCGAGGACGCGGGGGCGGAGGUGGAGCCGCGCAACUUUGCCGGCCCCCGGGCCCAGAGGGACUCCGCGCACGGUGACUACCCGCAGAGCGAGGAGGCCCGUGUGCCAGAACACGCCCUGAUACCUCCCGAUGGACUUCCUGGGGCACCGCACAGAGCCCAGCGAGAAGCUGUGCACAUUGAGAAGAUAAUGUUGAAAGGAGUCCAGCGAAAAAGGGCUGACAAAUACUGGGAGUACACCUUCAAAGUAAAUUGGUCUGAUCUUUCAGUCACAACAGUAACAAAAACCCACCAAGAACUACAGGAAUUUCUACUGAAGCUCCCAAAGGAAGUGUCUUCGGAGAACUUUGACAAGACCAUCUUAAGAGCCCUGAAUCAGGGUUCAUUGAAAAGGGAAGAACGGCGACAUCCUGACCUAGAGCCCAUCCUAAGGUAAC